Closterium sp. Yama58-4 is the source of this 2571-nucleotide messenger RNA. The record is from the annotation of a GenBank genome assembly. NCBI's taxonomy places the organism in Eukaryota, Viridiplantae, Streptophyta, Zygnematophyceae, Desmidiales, Closteriaceae.
AUGGCGAUAGCAAAGGCGACGAAGACCAAGGCCUACUUCAAGAGAUACCAAGUCAAAUACCGCAGAAGGAGAGCGGGAAAGACUGACUACCGCGCGCGCCUGCGCCUGGUGACCCAGGACAAGAACAAGUACAACACCCCCAAGUACCGCUUCGUUGUCCGCUUCACGCGCAAGGACAUCAUCACGCAGGUCACCUAUGCCACCAUGGCGGGAGACGUCGUCGUGUGCGCCGCCUACGCGCACGAGCUGCCCCGCUACGGUCUCAAGGCCGGCCUCACCAACUACGCCGCUGCGUACUGCACGGGGCUGCUGUGCGCGCGCAGGAUGCUGCAGAAGUUCGGCAUGGACAAGGACUACGAGGGCAACACCGAGGUGACGGGCGAGGACUACAACGUGGAGCAGGGCGAGGGCCGUGCCCCCUUCAAGGCGCUGCUGGACGUGGGCCUCGUGCGCACCACCACGGGCAACCGCGUCUUCGGCGCCCUCAAGGGAGCGUGCGACGGCGGCAUGGAGAUCCCGCACAGCGACAAGCGCUUCCCCGGGUUCAUGAACGACGGCAAGGGCGGGUCCGCCAGCCUGGACGCGGAGGUGCACCGCAAGUACAUCUUCGGCGGACACGUCGGCGAGUACAUGGAGAUGCUGGAGGAGGAGGAGCCGGAGAAGUACCAGUCGCACUUCGCCAAGUUCCUGGCGGAGGGAGUGGACGCGAGUGGGCUGGAAGAGAUGUACAAGGCCGUGCACGCUGCCAUCCGUGCCGACCCCGCCGCCAAGCUCACCGAGAAGAAGCCACCUGCUGAGAAGCGCAGCUGGAAGAUGAAGAAGCUGACGUACGAGCAGAGGAAGGCCAACCUGGUGCAGCGCCUCGAGGCAUUCAACAAGGGCGAUGAGGAUAUCCAGCCCCCUUGUUACCAGCGAUCCUGCUGCUGCUCGUCCGACCCUACUCCUCGUACGCCCGCUCCUCCAAUCGCCAUCCCAGUCCGCUGCGCCGUUACACGUACCGCUAGCUACCAGCAGCGCCACCACCACCAGAAGCCGCAGGCGCAGCAGCAGCGGCAGCGGCGCGGCAUGGCGGCGGCAGCGGAGGACGCGUUGAAGCUGUUCGUGGGGCAGGUGCCCAAGACCUUCACCGCCGACGACCUCACGCAAGUGCUCGCCGAGGCGGGCACGGUCUGUGACGUCACUAUCGUCAAGGAUCGCGUCACCAAGGAGUCGCGCGGGUGCGCGUUCGUCCUGUACUCGACGCGCGCGGAGGCGGACGCUGCCAUCGCGCUGUUCCACAACAACCGCAAGCUGCCGGGGGCGAAGACGGCGAUGCAAGUGAAGUACGCCGACGGCCAGGAGCACAAAAUAGAGAACAAGCUAUUCGUGGGCAUGCUACCCAGGGCGGUGACAGCGGAGCAGCUGAAGGCAGUGUUCUCACAGUAUGGCACGGUCAUUGACAUCAACGUGCUCAAGCCCGCUCCCCACAUCACCCGAGGGUCGGCGUUUGUGAAGUUCCAGUCGUAUGCGCAGGCACAGGCCGCCAUUGACGCUCUCAACGGCAAGCACCGCCUCGAGGAGGGCGGAGCACCGAUGGCAGUGAGGUGGGCGGACACGGACAAGGAGAAGAUGGCGCGCAAGGCGCACCGCAUGGCCGCGCCCGCACCCGCCACUGCCGCUGCACUGGGCAUGGGCCCGUCGCCCCCCGGGCUCUACUCCUCGCCCCUCAUGGGGUCCGCGCCUGGCGCUGCCUUCUUCCUGCCGCCCUCCUCUGCCCCGUCUCUGUACGGCUCUCCCAUGCAGCCGCAGCUGCAGCAGCAGUACGGGGGCAUGGACUUGGCAUCGCUGUACCAGCAGCCUGCACCCGCCAUGCCGCAACCCCAGCCACACGACAUGUACGCCAUGGCACCGCCUGCCGCCCAAUCCUACCACACGGACGGCGCAACAGCGGGCAUGGCAGGAGGAGGAGGAGGGGGAGGAGGAGGCGGGGGGCCAGUGGGGGGCUAUCAGCUGGGCGCGGUGCCGUCAGCGACAGCCGUGGCGGCUGCUGUGAGGCAGGCCCUGGCUCAGAAGGAAGGUCCCCCCGGAGCCAACAUAUUUGUGUACAACAUACCUCCGGAGUGGCGUGACCACGACCUCACCACGGCGUUUGUGGAGUUUGGCAACGUGCUGUCGGCACGUGUCUUCAUUGACAAGAACACCGGCCUCAGCAAGAACUUCGGGUUUGUGAGCUACGAUGCAGCGGAGGCAGCGCAGGCAGCGAUAGCGGUGAUGGACGGGUUCCUGGUGGGGGGCGGCACCUCAAGGUCUCCGUCAAGAAGGGCCAGCAGGCUUCUGCGCCCGGCCACGCCUCCGCUCCCUACUGACCGCCGCCGUGCUGCCGUGCUUCGCCUGCUGCCCUGCGCCAUGUGCUCGUUUGCGUGCCGCCUGUCAGUGGUUGCUGCUGCAACUGUCUCUGCAUCACUACUUCUGCAUGCGCUUGCCCUUGCAUGCUGUCUCCCUGUUUUAUGGCUGGAUGUGGAGUUUGUCAGCAACCAGUUACUGUUACACCCACAAGUGCUUCGUGCUCUCAUUCCUCACUGUUCCAGUUAG